ACCAGUGCAGACUAUUCGGCAGGCGUUUUCACCCGACCGCCUGUCCUGAGGGAGAUCACGGACCCACAGCAUGUCUACUAACGACGGGAAGCCGUUGAGAAGACAGCAUGACGCCGCCGUGGAUCGUCACGCGCGCUAGUUGGGCUGCGCGUGCUCCUUAUCAGGAGAUCAAAGUGCAGAGAGACGCGCUGAACCGGCUGAACCGGCUGUGAAGCGCAGCGAUGUCCACAGUGAGAGGAGACCCGAGCGGAACAGCAGCUGAAGAGAUGGAGAAGGAUGGAGGAAAAUCCAAAUGGAAAUUAUUUCUUGAGGACAUCAGUGUCCUACACCUGGUACUGACCUUCUUGUUUAUGGGUUUGUCAGGGCUGAUUUUGAUGGUUUAUCUGAUGUUUACGUCACUUUGGCUGAUUCCCACUUUCUACUUCACCUGGCUGAUUUUGGACUGGGACACACCUCAGAGAGGUGGCAGAAGAAGUGAGUUUGUUAGGAGCUGGAGAGUGUGGACACAUUUUAAAGACUACUUCCCAGUAAAGUUAGUGAAGACAGGGGAGCUGAAUCCCAGUAAGAACUAUAUUAUGGGAUGCCAUCCGCACGGCAUCAUGAGCAUGGGCGCCUUCUCCUGCUUCAGCACCGAGCCUGGUGGGUUUGCGCAGGCGUUCCCGGGAAUACGCUCCUCUCUGGCCAUGCUUGCUGGCGUAUUCCGCAUGCCGUUCGUCAGAGAGUACAGCAUGGUCACAGGCUUGUUGCCGGUCAAUAAGCAGAGUCUCGAGUACAUACUGAGUCGAGCCGGUGUGGGCAACGCUGUGGUCAUUAUCAUCGGAGGAGCUGAGGAGUCACUGGCAUCUGCUCCUGGAGUGAACACUGUGGUUAUGAAGCAGAGGAAAGGCUUUGUUCGUCUUGCUUUGGAAAACGGGGCUGACCUGGUUCCAGUGUACUCGUUUGGUGAGAACGAGCUCUUCCCGCAGGUGCUGCUGUCCGAGGGCAGCAUAGGCCGCAGGCUUCAGGCUCUGUUUAAGCGAGUGAUGGGUUUUGCGCCGUGUCUCUUCACUGGGGGGCGCUGUCUGAUCCUGCCUUACAGGAGACCCAUCACCACUGUGGUUGGAAGCCCCAUCUCUGUGCCUCAUGUACGCAACCCAUCCGAACAGCAGGUGGAGCACUAUCACAACCUCUACAUGGAGUCCCUGUCCAAACUCUUCCACACACACAAAACCAGCUGCGGACUGGCAGAAACACACGAGCUACGCAUUAUCUGAACACAUCCAUACACAAACACACAUACAGGCUAAAUACUUGUUGCAUUUGGUAUGCAGUUGCCAGGGUGUCCAAUCUUCUCCGGAAAGGGCGUGUGUGUGGUUUUCGUUCCAUCCAUGCACUCCAAGUCACACCUGAUCUAUUGAAAGCCAAGAACGACUAAUUAAACAGGUGUUGCUUCUGCUUGUUUGGAAUGGAACCAUGCUGGCAUGCACGCACACACACACACCCCUUUCUUCUUACACACACACACAGAACAACAUUUUUAUAGCUGUAACCAAAUUGCACAUGUAUGAUAGUGUAAAGCUUUGUAUUAUUUUACAGAGAAUGCCAAAUGUCUUUUUAAAACAUAGAAUUAUGCUGGUCAUAAAGGCAAAUUUAAAAUAAUCUAGCCACAAGGAAAUGUGAAAUAUUUUAAAAUGUUAACUUUGUUUACAAAAAUAAUUUUCCUAUUUAUCUUGAAUGAUGUGGGCUAAAUGGUAUAUCGGUAGUGAAGCUAAAAACAGGGUAGCCGGACAUUUUAUGAAUUUGUAGAUAAUUUUUUCAAAUCUAACUUCUUGCCUAUGUAUUUUAAUGUAAUAAAUGUGAAAAUGACUGUU
Clarias gariepinus (North African catfish) is the source of this 1850-nucleotide messenger RNA. RefSeq names its product diacylglycerol O-acyltransferase 2-like. Gene Ontology annotation, cellular component: endoplasmic reticulum membrane. Lineage: Eukaryota; Metazoa; Chordata; Actinopteri; Siluriformes; Clariidae. The transcript has 8 exons. Gene Ontology annotation, molecular function: diacylglycerol O-acyltransferase activity. Bases 222 to 1253 code for a protein of 343 amino acids. The record is from RefSeq and is a predicted model, not a curated record. Gene Ontology annotation, biological process: triglyceride biosynthetic process.